This is a messenger RNA of Rotaria sp. Silwood1, 732 nucleotides long. The record is from the annotation of a GenBank genome assembly. NCBI's taxonomy places the organism in Eukaryota, Metazoa, Rotifera, Eurotatoria, Philodinida, Philodinidae.
AUGCAUUCGACAUUAACGACAGAUCUUUCGAUUCUUUAUGAAAAUUUAAAUGAAACUACUAGUACGAAUAAUGAAAAUGUCGUUUUAAUCAAAACAGGUGCUUUCAAUCCUAUUCAUCGUGCUCAUAUUUCCAAUAUGAUCAAAACAAAAGAAUAUUUAGAAUGUGUACAUGGUUUUCGUGUCAUUGGUGGUUAUCUAUCGCCUAGCCAUGAUCAAUAUGUUCAAGCUAAAUUAGACGAGGAAUUUAUUAGUGGACAUCAUCGAAUUCGAAUGUGUGAAGAAGCUAUAAAAGAAGCAAAUCAACAAUACUGGCUCAGUGUUGAUAAAGCUGAGAUUAUGGCUCCCCAACUCAUUUCCUUGUUAAAAGUGACACUUAGUCUACAAAUGUUCAUCAAUGAAAUGGUCAAGUUAGAAAGGCCUAUUCGUGUCAUUUAUGUUGCUGGUCUAGAUCUAUUCAAUGAUUGCCAUGGUAUGAAAGGGAUGCAACAGUCACCCUGGAAUGGUAUUGCUGUUGUUUAUCGAUCUGGUGAACAAGAAGAUCUUAUCAAAUCAAUGCAUUCUCUUACUUCAGAAAAAUUAUACUAUGUUCGAGACGAUAGUCCUGAUAAUCAAACAGAAGGAUUGAAUCAAAUUAGUUCAACACAAAUUCGACAAAUGAUGAAAAAUGAACAGUCGUGUGAACAUUUAACGUAUUCAUCAGUUUUGAAUUAUUUGAAAAUGAUUUCAAUAUAA